Thyridium curvatum is the source of this 1671-nucleotide messenger RNA. RefSeq lists its product as uncharacterized. Gene Ontology annotation, biological process: transmembrane transport. The transcript has 10 exons. The coding region runs from base 1 to 1671 and encodes 556 amino acids. Gene Ontology annotation, molecular function: transmembrane transporter activity. Lineage: Eukaryota; Fungi; Ascomycota; Sordariomycetes; Thyridiales; Thyridiaceae. The record is from RefSeq and is a predicted model, not a curated record.
AUGCCUGCAGUGGAAAUUGAGCGUACCGGAGCCGGCGAUUUGGAGGGCUCUAAGAGCUAUGAUUCUCGCCCAGACGAAGAAUCCAACAUGGAUGUUGCCAAGCACAUUGAUUCUUCUCGAACUAUUCAUGGAUGGAAGUGGGUUGCCGCGUACACUGCCAUGCUGUCGACGACCUUUCUUUUCUCCCUCGACAAUACCAUUGUAGCAGACAUCCAACCCUCCAUCAUCCACUCCUUUGGCGCAAUCGAUCUCCUGCCAUGGGUGGGCACAGGCUUCGCCCUCGGAACCAUGACGAUCCUGCCUUGGGGCAAGGCCUACGGAGUCUUCAACAUCAAGCCUAUUUAUCUAGCCAACAUCCUCCUCUUCGAGGUCGGGAGUGCCUUGUGCGGGGCAGCCCCGAACAUGACUGCGCUCAUUGUCGGCCGAGUCAUCGCAGGAGUCGGCGGCUCCGGCAUGUACGCAGGCACACUGACGUACAUCUCGGUCCUCACCAAUAUGCGGGAGAGGGCUGCAUACAUGGCAGGCAGCACAGUUGUAUGGGGCGUGGGAAGUGUGCUUGGUCCCGUGGUCGGUGGUGCAUUUGCUGUGAGUUCAGCGACGUGGAGAUGGGGUUUUUACAUCAACCUCGUUGUCGGAGCCGUCUUCGCGCCUGCGUACAUUCUCCUCUUCCCUUCGGUUGAUCCGCAGAUGGGCAGAACCUUAAGAGAGAAAGCCAGAUUGAUGGACUGGCCUACUAGUUUCACCUUCGUUGGCGGAGCGGCAUGUUUGGUAUCAGCAAUAUCGUUUGGAGGUACUGUGUAUGACUGGAACUCCGCAACAUUGGUUGCGCUAUGGGUAGUGACGGGAGUACUUCUUGUGGCUACUACCCUGCUCUUGACAUUUCAUCCGGGAGUUUCAAAGGAGCACAGGCUCUAUCCUGUCCAUUUCCUCAGAAAGCCUCUUUUGAUGAAUAUGCAGCUUCAAGUCUUUCUUGCCGGUGGCAUUGUGCUGAGCAUCACUUAUUACAUCCCCUUGUUCUUCCAAUUCAUCCGGGGAGAUGGACCUCUUGAUGCUGGAGUCCGACUAUUGCCGCUCAUCGUCGGUCUGGUCGUAGUCUCUAUGGUCAAUGGGCUUCUCAUGCCGAGGUGGUCCUUCGUUGCACCCUGGUACUUCUUUGGGAGUGGUCUCGUGCUCACUGGAACAUGCCUGAUGUCAGACACUGUUCAUUAUGACACCCCCAUAGCCAAGAUAUAUGGCUACACAGUCUUGAUCGGUGUUGGAGCUGGUUGCUACAUUGUUGCCGGGUUUUCGGUGAUCCAGUCCCUUGUUCCCCCUUCUGACAUUGCGAACGCAGUCGGGGUGAUGGCGAUUGCCCAAAACCUCGGCAUGGUUCUGUUCCUAGCCAUAGCUGGAUCAGUGUACCAAAACACGGCACUAAACCGAGUGCUCGGAGUGUUGCCAGAGCGUUCACGAGCGGAGAUCACCGAGCUGAUCGCUGGAGCGAGCAGUGACGCCUUCAAACGGUUGUCAGAGAGCGAGAAGAACAUCGUCAUUCCACAGAUUACCAGCGCCAUGGGCAACGUCUGGCUCUUGUUCCUUGUGGCUGGGGCAUUGAGCUUUGUUGCGAGUCUGGGUAUCGGUGUGCAGACUUCGCCUCCGCGCUUCAGAGCAAACGAGCUCCUCUGGUCUUAA